Symbiodinium necroappetens is the source of this 389-nucleotide messenger RNA. Lineage: Eukaryota; Dinophyceae; Suessiales; Symbiodiniaceae. The record is from the annotation of a GenBank genome assembly.
AUGGUACGUGCCGAGGAGGACCUCGUCGGAAGGACCUACUAUCGGCGCCCCAAUGCGGAAAGCUCGGCCGAUGUCUUUGACAGAGUCAAGCAGUUCUGGGACAAGCUCUUCGGGGAGAAUGGCAAUGGCCUUCUAGCCGGCGACAGCCGUACAUACGACAUGUGCCUGGUGGUAACGCACGGGCUUACAAUCCGACUGAUGCUUAUGUGCCUCUUCAACUGGUCCGUCGCAACCUUCGAAUCUGUUUGGAAUCUCAGCUACUGUGAGCAUGUGACGCUGAAGAAGAGUCUGAACCGCACUUCUCGAGAGAGCUCAGGGUACGAGUUCUGCACGGAGGAGUCUUUCCCGGCCCGCCUGCCCUGGGCCACGCGGAAGGUGUGGGUGGUUCU